AUGAACAACCUCCAAUCUCUCAAUGAUGCCAAUAACAUAUCCUCUACACCAAAUUCGAGCGGUCCAAAUUCCAAUCAGCCACCCAUCGCUGAGGACGAAGACGAACCCCCUAGUAGUCCCCAACCGCAGUUUCAACGUCAGUCGUCAGUGCACCACAGAGAGGAACGUCUUCGUCGCUCUGCCACACUUCCUUCAUUACCCACGUUACAAGUGAAGGCCCGUAUGCAAGCGGUUGGAAUUCGUCAACCUCCUAGUAGGCAUGGUAGUGCCCUCAGUCAUGAAAACGCGCGUGUUGUAAACCACUCCGUGCGCAUCCCCGAACCUACCGUUAACCGUGUAUCCCCUGGGACUUCUGUACAUGGUGAAGGAAAUGUUAUGAUUCGUCGCGGUGCGACGAGCGUGUCCAUCGAACUCGGGAAAGCAAAACAGGAACCCGCUUUCAGCAAUGAUGUUCCUCAGUGCCACCCUCGCGCGAAACCCUCUCGUUUUCUGGCCCUCUUCACACCCCAGAAACAGUCAAUGGGCCCUGAACCGACCUACAUACAGUCUUUGAUCGCCCUUGUGCGAUACACUCCUCUAAACAUUUGUCUUUCGUUCAUUCCAGUUUCUUGGGUCCUUCAUUUUACGCACCAGAACGACACGAUCGUAUUCGUCUUUUCUUGUUUGGGAAUAAUUCCAUUGGCCGCGUUGCUCGGAUUUGGUACAGAGCAGAUUGCUUUGAGGACUAGCAGUACUGUCGGUGGUUUACUGAACGCCACGUUGGGUAACGUCGUGGAGAUGAUCAUUGCCGGAAUUGCCUUGAAAAGAUGUGAACUAGAACUGGUGCAAAGUUCCCUGCUCGGUGGACUUCUCAGCAAUCUUUUACUUGUUCUGGGUAUGGCGUUUUUGGUUGGUGGAUACCGCUUCCACCAGCAAGAAUUCCAGCCCAUGGUUGCCCAGCUCAACUCGUCAUUGAUGACGGUCGCGGUUAUUGCCUUGAUCGUUCCCGCUGCUUUCCACGAAUAUCUUGGCGACAGGCUUCCUCAGGGUGAAGAAUAUCAUGUUCUACUGGAGUUGAGUCGAGGUAGCGCAAUCAUCCUUAUGUUGAUCUACUUCGCAUAUCUCUUCUUCCAGUUCUACUCUCAUAAUCACCUUUUCCUCGACACCGUACAGUCAUCUCCCCGUUCCUCCUUCUCCUCUGUCGAUGAAACUCUGCAGCCUCGAGGUGGUCGCGAUGUCGAAUCCUCCUCUCAUUCUUCCAACUCGGAGCUCGAGUACGCAAAGCUGAACACCCCUGUUGCGAUUAUGGUCCUUAUCGCCACUACUGCCUUGGCGUACGAAACUGCGGAAUGCCUCGUCGAUUCUCUCAGGGGCCUUACCGAGGCUAACCCCUCCGUUUCGAAGGAGUGGUUGACUUUGAUUGUUAUACCAAUCAUAUCCAACGCUGCAGAACACACUACCGCCGUCGUUGUCGCUCAUAAGGGUAAAUUUGACUUGGCGAUGAGCGUCGCGGUAGGUAGUUGUAUCCAAAUCGCACUGUUUGUGAUUCCGCUGCUAGUGCUUGUGGCCUGGGGUAUGGGGAAACCAUUGACGUUGCUGUUUGACGAAGUUGAGACCCUGGUUCUCUUUCUAUCUGUCAUUCUGGUCAAGUUUUCCAUCGAGGAUGGGAAAUCUCACUGGAUGAGCGGCAUUGUGCUUAUCGCCGUUUACGUGCUGAUUGCGUUGUCGUUCUGGAACUUCCCAGUCGCGACUAGGUUGUUGCAGGGUCAGCCUUUGGUUUGUACCUAA
Molecule: messenger RNA, 1767 nt
Organism: Marasmius oreades (fairy-ring Marasmius)
Lineage: Eukaryota; Fungi; Basidiomycota; Agaricomycetes; Agaricales; Marasmiaceae
Exons: 4
Coding region: 1-1767 (588 amino acids)
Biological process (GO): calcium ion transmembrane transport; intracellular calcium ion homeostasis
Cellular component (GO): fungal-type vacuole membrane
Molecular function (GO): calcium:proton antiporter activity
Source: RefSeq, a predicted model, not a curated record